AUGAAUUACAAAAUAUGGGAAAAUAAAGCCAUUACUUUAGGAAAAUGUCUUACAGUUUUUAUUUCGGUAAAACAUUUUCAGGAAAAGAAGCAACACGAUCUUUCCUUUCUCUUUGCCUUCCCCUUCCCCUUCCCCCAUCCUUUUUGGGAAGAGUUUGCUUUGAUUCGUGAUAAAUUCCCCAAGUUUCUCAUCAAAAUUGAAAAUUUUCAAUCGUCUUCUCUUUUAAUCUUCUUGAUUCCGAAUCUUUCCCAGAAGGUAAAUGCUGAAAAAGUUGCUGUAUUUGGAAAGAAAAUGACACAAAAGCUCUACAGAAGGCAUUCAGGAAGACCAGGUGGCAUGAAAGUGGAAACAUUCAACCAGCUGCAGCAGAGAAUUCCUGAAAGAAUUAUUGAGCACACUAUUCGUGGUUCCUUCCUAAAAGAAGAGCAUUGUUUAACCACUUAAAGGUUUACAAGGGUCUAGACCAUCCACACGAUGCUCAGAAGCCUAUUGAGCUGCCAAUACAAGACAAGAGGGUUCAGAAGCAGAGAUAAACAAAAUAUAAAGCAGGGUUUGGCUUGAGAAUGUGCAGGCAAUGCUUCACAUCCUGCUUCAUUUACUCAUGUUUUUGAAAAUAAAUCAUGUGACUGGUUAAAAUUUAAUAGUAGCUAUUAGAGGGUAUCCGUAAUCAUAAUAUACUUUUAUUUAUGUAAUUGAUGAAAAAUAAUUUCAUUUCUAAAUUUUUGACAUUUACUAUCCCUAAUUUGAAUAUAUUUUGCUGAAAUUUGAUAAUUGGUUCAAUAGAAAUCAAAUUGUAUAUGAAAGCUUUUUCUAUGCAGUGAUGUUGUGCUUGUCUUGGAUUGGAGAUAAAGCAGAUAUAAUGUGUAGACAUGCAGUUGUACUCUUCAAAUUCUGUAAUGAUGUAUGAUUGUUCAUUAUUGAGUGGGAUGCAUUUGAGCAAGUUUGCUGAAAUUACGGAGUGGUUCGAUCAACCAUCGAUGAAGGUGGCGGUCACAGUUAAUGCACCUGCUGUUCUCAAAUUGGUUAUGGAGAGGUUGAUGGAAUGAUGAUAAGGAUGGUUGUAUUGUGUAAUCAGUGUAAAUGUUUAAGACUGUAUAAGCUUUGUCAGUGGACUAAUUUGUUCUGUUACGGUAGCUGUUAUUGUUUCAAUAAAAGGUAAUAAUUUUAUGCUA
Molecule: messenger RNA, 1172 nt
Organism: Gossypium arboreum
Lineage: Eukaryota; Viridiplantae; Streptophyta; Magnoliopsida; Malvales; Malvaceae
Exons: 3
Coding region: 1-444 (147 amino acids)
Biological process (GO): translation; negative regulation of translation
Cellular component (GO): ribosome; cytosolic large ribosomal subunit
Molecular function (GO): mRNA binding; structural constituent of ribosome
Source: RefSeq, a predicted model, not a curated record